UUCAAAAAGAAACUAAAAAUAAGUGUCUAUCCAACAAUAUGGCUGCAACACCCUCUGACGUCAACAAUCUUUUUCAGACAUGUGGAAUUGAUGAUAUUAAAAUUGUGGAAAGAAAAAUAAGAAGUGAAAUUGAAAAGAAGAAAGAAGAUCUUCGUGUAAUGGUUGGGGAGCGUUACAGAGAUUUGAUCAAUGCUGCUGAUACUAUUCAAGACAUGAUGGUUGGAACAUCUGAGGUUUUUUCUGGUAUUUCCGUCAUUGAUGAUUUGUGUUCCAGUUUUGAUACUGUUAAAAACACCAACAAGUCAGACAAAAAAGUAUCCGAAUCGAAAGAGCAUGCUUUUUAUUCCUUGGCUACACAAAUGGAUUUGCUUGUGGAUACGCCAGAAAAAAUUUGGAGUGCAUUGGAUACACAUCAAUAUUUGCUUGCUGCUCAGUUAUAUUUGUUUUCUCAACACAUUGUGAAUAGAAGCUUGAAUAUUAAUGUUGGACAAUCAAGACAAAACAGAGAUGUUUAUGCUUCCUUUCCCAUUCUGCACCACCAGUGGGCAGCCAUUAGUCACUUCAAACCAUCCAUUUUAAAGGGUGGCAGAACAUCACUUAAAGAAGCCACACUUCCUGAUAAGGCGUUAUCUGAAAGUCUUUGCUGCAUAUCAUUGCUGGACAAUCUGUCACCACGACAAAUGUUCACAGAGUUUUUGAUGGCAAGAAAGUCUGCAAUACAAGAUGUAUUUCACUCAAGUUUCCACUCUAUCAGUGUGAAGAAACAGAUAUGCGACAUCACUUACAUGCUACGGUUGAGUAUUCAACAAAUGAUAACGCUGUUUUAUUCUAGUGAGAGCAAAACUUCUGAAGAUGCAAAACCAUUGUUCUACAAGGUUCUACAAGAUAUUACUGCACAGAAAGGCCCCAAUACAACACCUUUAUUUCAAACACUGUUCGGUAAUGAUGUUGAUGUGUUUACAGUUUCGCGCUACUUACCACCAACUGUUUCAGAGUUUGUACCAAAGUUGCGUGAUGUUCCUGUUUCCAUAUCUGUUUCAUAUCUUCAGAAGCAUGCUAUUGAAUGGCUAAGUGGGUCUAUCAAAGAUGUACAUCACGGUGUUAAGAAUUUACUGUCGUUUGUCAACAACAUUAAAGGCCUUGCUGUUAUACGUGAUGCUGUGUUCGAGCUACUUAGAUCGGACACUUUGGUUGAGAAUGAAACUGCGAAUGAUGAGGAAAAGGAGAAAACUUGGGAAGAAUACUGUCGCUUGUGCUUGAACCGUUCAUUAUCAAUUUGGGAUGAAUUCUUUCGACCUCUAUUUGUAGAACGAGCCAAGAUUAUUUUAGAAAAACAAUUCUCCACGUGUUUUUCUGCACUAUCUGGCAGUCUACACGACGUUCUGGUGCAUUUGGACGACUCACAGAACGGUAUAGACGAUUCAUGCUGGGACCAUGAUCUGAACGGUUUUACAUGGCAUGAGUUUCCACAAGAUUUUUCUUCACUGCUGGACUCGAAUGCUGAAGGUGUUGAAGGGAUGCUUUCUUUGAAAGUAAAAUCAUUCACCCCUUCUAUUAAAAGGCUAUGUGUUCAGUUAAACGAUAGUUUGCACUCCAUCUUAGUAGACGUCAAGCACUUUUUCUGUGAACCCGAUGAAGAUAAGUUGGAUGAGAAUGAAAGAAGAAGGAGAGCUAUAAAAAAAGAUGUACAAAAAUUAAUUUUUGAUUCCGAAGAUGUCGCCCCUAACCAAAAAGACCCUUUCGAAAAAUACGGUGACGCGAAUAUCAUGAAAGAGAGUUUGAACUCACUUUUUACAGAAAAAGUAAAAGAGCUGUGCAAAAAUAUAAACACUAUGUUGAACGAGGUUGAGAAGAAGUUGGGAAGUGUGAACACAGAUGAUGCGAUAGCGGCUACUGCAGAGCUGGAUAAAGCUACGUUUCUAAGUCGAUUUUGCCUCGGUGUCCCAGAUUUGUGUUAUAACAUACCGAAAGUCAUCGAGUACGAUUCCACUCUGAACAAACCCCAGUUAAAACGACAAAUUUCACGACAGCUGAGUCGAAAACAUUUAACCAAGAAAACAGAAGGCUUCAAAACAAUGGAGGAUGACUUCGCUGAGCAAAGUAGAUUUGGUUUCUCUCUAUGGACAAAGUGGAUAGCGAACGUUACGCUUUCCUUGGUUCAAAAAACGCUGUCAUCAUCAGAAGAUCUGACUUUGUUUGCCACGACAAACUGGGAAGAUGUGACAAUCGAAGAAGAGAAUGAAAGUGGAGAAAAAGUCAAAUCAAAUAUAAGAGUACCUGCACAGAUUUCGUUUUAUUUGUCAUCGUUGCUGUAUCGACUUGCGGAAGAGUUUCAUCGUGUCGGCGGAAGUAAAAUGGACAGGCAAACGAUUAGUUCGCUUUUAACCAAGAUUGGCGAAUCAAUCUUUUCCUCCCAUGAGUCGUUUGUAACUGAAGUGAAACAAAAAGUAUUGUUUCAAAAUAAAGCGUUGCAAAUGAUAUUCGAUGUUAAGUUUGUUUCGAAGAUCUUUGGCGGAAACACUGACGCAAAAGAUGAGGCGCUGGUAAAGUAUCGACAACAUGCAAAUAAGUUGAUUGACGAAUUAGAGAAUUUUGUUGAUCCCUUUGACUUAGACGUAUUCACCCCACACAUCAAUACUUUCGUACAACGACAACUUCAAAGAACUUCGUUAAUAUUUGGUUCUAUAUCCAGUUUGAACAAACACUCUUUACAAGUUAGCACAACACGAAUUUCUUCCUUAUCGCAAGAAGAACAUAGCGUCGUACAACUCGUCUCCAAUCCUCCAAGGUUUAUGUUGCUACCCAUGAGUGGUUAUAAUUCAAAAGAUAAACAAGACACAAACAAGGUUGAAUACUUCAGUCAACAACAACAAUCCAGUCCUCUGUUCCUUCAUCAAUCACAAAUCACUCUGCAAGGUUUAGUUUAAACCAUGGAUUAGUGUAUUAUGACUAUUAUAUAUAACUUAUUUAUAUUAUCGUAUCUACCUAUACACAAUUUUAUUUAUCUUGCUUUCGGAUACACUACCAGAAAUACUUUUUCUGGACAAAAUCUUUGUCACAUCAGUUUUAAAAUUUCGAAAUUUUUAACUUUCGAAAUGUUCCCCGAUUCUAGUUUUAAUAAUAUGCUAAUUUAGAUAUCAUGUUUACCUGUUGCUUUGUUAACCAUACUCUGGAAGUGUUUUGUUUGUUUUUUGUUGUUGUUGUUUUUUUGUUUUUUUUUGGGGGGGGGUAACUUGCUUUUUGGUUGGUACUAGCUGCAAAAAGAAACAGGAAACGUUUGCAUUUUUUACACACUACGUUUUUCUGCUUUUUUUAUACAUAAUUCCUAAUUGUAAAUUAUAAUUCAUAUGUGACAUCGUUUGGUCUGAAUUUCUUCGAAUUUACAAUAAAAUAUCACUCUUCUAUUUUUGAAAACCAAAUAAUUUUAUUCAAAUGCUUUCAGCAUGCGGUUGCAGUUUGACUACGAAGGGAGAGUACAUGAGAUAGGAUAGAUAUAUAUGAAAAACAUGAAGCACUUUAAGUGCAAUAAUUUUUAUAGAAACGCAAUUUGUAUAUUAUGUUAGGAGUAAAUAAUAAAAUUGAAAUUCAGUCAAUUAAAAAGCCGA
Messenger RNA from Hydractinia symbiolongicarpus, 3605 nucleotides. Its product is annotated as conserved oligomeric Golgi complex subunit 1-like. Gene Ontology annotation, biological process: intra-Golgi vesicle-mediated transport. The record is from RefSeq and is a predicted model, not a curated record. Gene Ontology annotation, cellular component: Golgi apparatus; COG complex. Bases 39 to 2927 code for a protein of 962 amino acids. NCBI's taxonomy places the organism in Eukaryota, Metazoa, Cnidaria, Hydrozoa, Anthoathecata, Hydractiniidae. The transcript is spliced from 25 exons.